AUGCUCCUCGUUGAAUUGCUGAAGGUCUGGUGCAAAGACAAAGCUAUUGAGCAUUACGGCCAUGGACAUCUCAGCCUUCUAGGUGCAGGUCUAGUGAUGACAGACGAGAUGAUAAACCGAAUUGUUGAUUUUGCUGAAAAGUUCAAAACAAGUGACAACCUGGAGCAAGAGCUACACGACUGGAGGGAUGUUACAUGGUACGCUACACAAAUCCUCCAUCUCCUUGCUAGCUAUCAUUCUUCCCUACCACUGCCUGCUCUGUCUGCUCUGCCGCCGCUGCCACCGCCUAAUGAUCACACUGAGGUCACAGUCAAUGUUACCCCUGCUCAAAGCAAGACUCAAGCGCUGCCUCGUUGCAGCGCAUGCAGAGUCACUGGUUACUACACCCACCUAGAAAAUCCUGUUAAUGUUGCAGUGCGCGUUUGUGGUCUCACUGCGUCUGUUGCCUCCGUGAGCAAUAAUCCCUCAUGUGAGGCCACAAUGAAUACCUCCAUGAACAGCAACCCUCUGCGCGAAGCUGCGACAGACACUUUCAUGAACAGCAACUCCCUAGGCAAAGCUGCAGCAGACCCUUCCAUGAACAACAAUCCCACACACAAAGCUGCAGGAAACGCUUCCAUGAACAGCAACUUCAUGCACGAGGCUGCACUUGAAUCACUCACAGUACAGCAUCUUGUUGCUGCUUCUGCUAUUCCCGCUGUUGACUCAGUGUGCUUGGCAACCUAUGCUAUCACAGCGGCACGACCUUCUGUGCCCACCCCACUGAACUGCUCAUCUAGUGGCAUCUUACCGGAACUGCAGGCUGACUUGCAUGAUGCUCUUGCUAGCAGGAUACCCCAUGCAUUUCUCACACUCUCAUCUUUUACCAACUCUCUUAUCACAUUGUCUGGCAGAGCCCUCACUGAAACAUGCCUCGGCUCUUAUGCUGCAUAUAUGCCGUCACCAUUCAUCACUGCUGAGUCAUUUGCAGUCAUUGCACCCUUGCCAACUUCACUGCCAUUGGCCCAGUUAUUCACCGCUCAACAUUGA
Molecule: messenger RNA, 1029 nt
Organism: Phanerochaete carnosa HHB-10118-sp
Lineage: Eukaryota; Fungi; Basidiomycota; Agaricomycetes; Polyporales; Phanerochaetaceae
Exons: 2
Coding region: 1-1029 (342 amino acids)
Source: RefSeq, a predicted model, not a curated record